GAUUUUUUUUUUUCAAUUGGAGAGGUGGGGAGGAGCAGGGAGAGGGAGGGAGCCCUGGAGGAAGGGGGAGAGAUUAGGCAGCCAUCAAUCUCCUCCCGCUUCUCCCAGAACAGGUGAUGCUUCUAAAUUGUGACCACUUUGUGGAGGCAGCACUGCGGCUGGAAGGAUGCGAGCGACCUAGGGCGCAGGGCCUGGGGCGGCAGAUCUGAACUUUGCGAAGGACAACCCCCAAACUUUUGACUCCAUCAGUCCACGUCGCGCGCGUGAAACCAAGGCCCGGGUCUUCUUCUUCUUUUUCUCCCCCCAACCCCCUCUUAACUUCAAGAGAGACUCAAACUUCAGCACUUGGUCCCUUUUCUUGGAUUGCUUGGAAGGAGACGGUGUGUUGGCAGCCGCUGGGAACUGUCGUGACUGUGUUGUUGUAAACUCUUGAUUUUAAAGCGACAGUCGAGGAUCAGACUUUGUAAAUGUUUGGGAUUCAAGAUACUUUAGGACGAGGACCAGCUCUGAAGGAGAAGUCGCUGGGCGCGGAGAUGGAUUCGGUGCGCUCCUGGGUCCGGAACGUCGGCGUGGUGGACGCCAACGUCGCGGCGCAGAGCGGGGUCGCCCUGUCCCGGGCCCAUUUUGAGAAGCAGCCCCCUUCUAACUUGAGGAAAUCCAACUUCUUUCAUUUCGUCCUGGCGCUCUACGACAGGCAGGGGCAGCCGGUGGAGAUCGAGCGCACGGCCUUCGUGGACUUUGUGGAAAACGACAAAGAACAAGGCAACGAGAAAACCAACAAUGGCACCCACUACAAGUUACAGCUCCUCUACAGCAAUGGUGUUCGCACAGAGCAGGAUCUCUAUGUCAGGCUCAUUGACUCGGUCACCAAGCAGCCCAUAGCGUACGAGGGCCAGAAUAAGAAUCCAGAAAUGUGCCGAGUUCUGUUGACGCACGAAGUGAUGUGCAGUCGCUGCUGUGAAAAGAAAAGCUGCGGAAACCGAAAUGAGACACCUUCAGACCCAGUCAUCAUUGACAGAUUCUUUUUAAAAUUUUUCCUCAAGUGCAAUCAGAAUUGUUUGAAAACAGCAGGAAACCCAAGGGACAUGAGACGGUUUCAGGUUGUGCUAUCAACCACAGUCAAUGUGGAUGGACAUGUGCUGGCUGUUUCUGACAACAUGUUUGUUCACAAUAACUCCAAGCAUGGACGGAGAGCAAGAAGACUCGACCCUUCAGAAGCCACUCCCUGCAUCAAAGCCAUUAGCCCAAGUGAAGGCUGGACCACAGGAGGAGCCAUGGUCAUCAUUAUCGGGGACAACUUUUUUGAUGGCCUCCAAGUAGUGUUUGGAACCAUGCUUGUAUGGAGUGAGCUAAUAACCCCUCAUGCCAUCCGAGUACAGACUCCUCCUCGACAUAUCCCUGGAGUGGUGGAAGUGACAUUAUCUUACAAAUCCAAGCAGUUCUGCAAGGGAGCUCCAGGAAGGUUCAUUUACACAGCCUUAAAUGAACCCACCAUAGACUACGGCUUCCAGAGACUGCAGAAAGUCAUUCCGAGGCACCCCGGGGAUCCUGAGAGAUUAGCUAAGGAAAUGCUGUUAAAAAGAGCUGCAGAUCUCGUGGAAGCACUCUAUGGCACACCACACAAUAACCAGGACAUCAUUUUGAAGCGAGCUGCAGACAUCGCUGAAGCCCUCUACAGUGUCCCCAGGAAUCCGAGCCAGAUUCCAGCCCUUUCCAGCUCCCCAGCUCACAGUGGCAUGAUGGGAAUCAACUCGUACAGCAGCCAGCUUGGGGUCAGCAUCUCAGAGUCAACUCAAGGAAAUAACCAAGGAUACAUCCGCAACACAAGCAGCAUCUCUCCACGGGGAUACUCUUCGAGCUCCACACCUCAGCAGUCUAACUACAGUACCUCGAGUAACAGUAUGAAUGGUUACAGCAAUGUCCCCAUGGCCAACCUGGGCGUCCCAGGAUCGCCAGGAUUCCUCAAUGGCUCACCCACAGGCUCCCCUUAUGGAAUCAUGUCGUCAAGUCCCACCGUCGGAUCCUCCAGCACGUCAUCCAUCCUCCCGUUUUCCUCUUCAGUCUUUCCUGCUGUCAAACAGAAGAGUGCCUUUGCCCCUGUCAUCAGGCCUCAAGGCUCCCCUUCGCCAGCCUGCUCCAGUGGCAAUGGGAACGGAUUCAGAGCCAUGACUGGACUUGUCGUGCCCCCGAUGUAAAGAAGAGGAACUGCUUUCUUAUGGCACAACACGAUGUACUCGGAUGGACCCAUAGAGAGAAAAGCACUAUGAGCUCGCUGGGAGAAUUAAGCCCCCAAAUGAAGAUGCUGGGCAGAUUUGGGUGUCCAACGAGCUGGCGUCUUGGUCUCACAUUUCUCCUAUAGUGCUGAUGGCAGCUACACAAACUGAUCCUCUUGGGGGACAUGGACAAAAGAUGUCAUUGGCGUGGUCAGUGCUAAGAGCAGAAAUGCAAUUCUUUGUUAUGAACAUUAUGAAAACCACCUUCCUAUGUUUGUAAAAUAUUUAAGAAAAAAAUUGGCAAACAAUUCAUGCUUAAUAUUUUGGAUACUAUUUGUUUUUCUUUGUAGGAAAAAAAAGUUGAAAAUUUCUAUUUUCUAUGAAGCCUUUCAGAUACCAAUUUAGUUUAUGCAGAAAAAAAAAUUGAACAAAACAGGGUACCAGCAUGGAAGACUUUCUUAAAAAUGAAACCUGAAUUGAAUGAUGAAAUGUUGUAUGUGUGUUUGCUUAUAGUUUGAUCUCUUUAAAAAAAAGAAACAAAAAAGGGAAAAAAUUUUAAAAUGUUUUACAAUUAUUUAAAUAAAUAAAUGUGUAACUUAUUGUAAGUAGAAGUAGCAAUUAAGAUCCUUUUUCGGAGGAGAGCAAAAUCUCUUCCUGAUGUAAAAUGAAAAUGAUGCAAACCUGUAGUAACAAGUUUAAAGAUGUGUGAUUAUUACUGCAGUUACUAACUAGUCUCUUCCCCCUAUCCUGCAGCCCCUCUUUUUCCAUCAUUUUAUUGGCCUAUGGGCAAGAACAUGUAACUUAGAUAGAUUGCUACAGAACAACCCAGUACAGACUCAAGUACAUAUGCGUCCACAAAUACUCAAACUCAUCAAUUCAUUCCCAGCUCUGUGUGCUCUCUCAAUAGUCUACAUGUCCCUUUUGAUAUUCACUCUUUGUGAAUUUUUUUAAAUUCAUAUUAGCUUUCCACCUCUUCUCUGAGCAAUGCAGAGAAUUCCCCCUUUAGUGUGUCUCUGGCUUUAAGCAUCCCAAGGACAGGUGUGGCUCACCUCCAGAAAAGCCAAAGCCACAUAAGUUUCUUAGCAAAGCUGCCCCUUUGGAAUUCUUUCUUUGCUAGAGCCACACAUGUCCUUGGCUUUGCUUACUCCAUUCAGCAAGGAGGCAUAAGACCCCACAGAACUGUCAAAACAGGUCUUACAGAACAGACUCCGGGCAUGGGGGUGCGGUAGUGGUUUUUCUUUUACUCUAGUGAAUCAGUCUAGGAAUAUCCAACUCCUUUCCUCUCUUUGUAUGUUUCUUUCACAGAAUCAAGCUCUC
Ochotona princeps (American pika) is the source of this 3530-nucleotide messenger RNA. RefSeq names its product EBF transcription factor 2 (gene EBF2). The record is from RefSeq and is a predicted model, not a curated record. Bases 468 to 2195 code for a protein of 575 amino acids. The transcript is spliced from 16 exons. Gene Ontology annotation, molecular function: DNA-binding transcription factor activity, RNA polymerase II-specific; RNA polymerase II cis-regulatory region sequence-specific DNA binding. NCBI's taxonomy places the organism in Eukaryota, Metazoa, Chordata, Mammalia, Lagomorpha, Ochotonidae. Gene Ontology annotation, biological process: regulation of transcription by RNA polymerase II.